Arachis duranensis is the source of this 1703-nucleotide messenger RNA. RefSeq names its product laccase-15. Gene Ontology annotation, cellular component: apoplast. The transcript has 4 exons. Gene Ontology annotation, biological process: lignin catabolic process. NCBI's taxonomy places the organism in Eukaryota, Viridiplantae, Streptophyta, Magnoliopsida, Fabales, Fabaceae. Gene Ontology annotation, molecular function: hydroquinone:oxygen oxidoreductase activity; copper ion binding. The coding region runs from base 69 to 1703 and encodes 544 amino acids. The record is from RefSeq and is a predicted model, not a curated record.
UGAAAAUCCUCACUAGCUUAGGAAUAAUAUUAUUGUUUCUCAAUGUCAUUCAAGUUACUUGCCAGGCGAUGCGGCACCAUAAGUUUGUGGUGAGAGAUGCUUCGUUCACAAAGCUUUGCAGCACAAAGAAUAUCUUAACAGUAAAUGGAGAAUUUCCAGGGCCAACAUUGUAUGUUACGAAAGGAGAAAGCAUAAUUGUUGAUGUGUAUAACAGAGCAAACUAUAACAUCACCAUUCACUGGCAUGGAGUGAACCAACCAAGAUAUCCAUGGUCUGAUGGCCCUGAAUUCAUUACUCAGUGUCCCAUUCAACCUGGUGCUAUGUUCUCUCAAAAGGUUAUCUUUUCUGAAGAGGAAGGCACACUUUGGUGGCAUGCUCAUAGUGAUUGGUCUCGUGCUACUGUUCACGGUGCUAUUGUCAUUCAACCCAAGCCUGGACAUACAUAUCCAUUUCCAAAGCCAGAUAGAGAGGUUCCAAUGAUAUUAGGUGAAUGGUGGAAGCAAGAUGUUGUCAAAGUUUUUGAUGAUCUUGUUUCAACUGGAGCAGAUGCUGCCAUCUCUGAUUCUUACACUAUCAAUGGUCAACCUGGUGAUCUUCAUCCAUGUUCUGCCAAUGAGACCUUCAAACUAAAUGUGGAACAUGGAAAGACAUAUCUUCUGAGAAUGAUCAAUGCUGCAAUGCAAGACCUUCUCUUCUUUGCAAUUGCUAAACAUCAAUUGACAGUGGUUGGAAGCGAUGGAAGCUAUGUGAAGCCAUUCAAAGUGGAUUACAUAACAAUAUCACCAGGUCAAACCAUGGAUGUGUUGCUUGAAGCUAAUCAACCUUUGGAUCAAUAUUACAUGGCUGCCAAAGCCUAUUCAAGUGCUUUCAAUGUUAGAUUUGAUAACACAACAACCACUGCUAUUCUUCAAUACAAGAAGGGAAUAAGCACUCCUCACAUGCCUUCACUUCCAUCUUUCAAUGACACCAAUUCCUCUGUCAACAUCAUAACUCAAAUGAGAAGCUUGGCAGAUGAAGCACAUCCAAUUAACGUGCCAUUGAACAUAACAACCAAUCUGUUCUACACAGUUUCAGUUAACUCAUUACCAUGUCCAAAUGCUACAAUCUGCAAAGGCCCUCGUGGAAAUAACCGAUUUGCAGCAAGCAUGAACAACAUCAGCUUCCAAUUUCUACCAAAAAAUAACAACGUUAACAUCUUGCAGGCUUAUUAUAACAACAUCAGUGGUGUGUUCACUGAAAAUUUUCCAGAUGUUCCACCACUACUAUUUAAUUUCACUGCUUCCAAUUUGUCCACAUUUCUUAGAACUCCAUCGGUGGAUACAGAGGUGAAGGUGGUUGAGUAUGGGUCCACGGUGGAGCUUGUUCUUCAAGGGACUAAUUUGCUGGCUGGUACUGAGCAUCCAAUGCACUUUCAUGGUCAUAGUUUCUACGUAGUUGGAUGGGGAUUUGGAAAUUAUAACAAAGACAAAGAUCCUUUCAAGUAUAAUCUCGUUGAUCCUCCUUAUCAGAAUACAGUGGCUGUACCUAAAAAUGGUUGGGUAGCCAUAAGAUUUCAGGCCAAAAAUCCAGGUGUAUGGUUCAUGCACUGUCAUUUAGAGCGACAUGUAAGUUGGGGCAUGGCUAUGACUUUCAUCGUCAAAAAUGGUAACAAUCCUAGACAACAAAUGCUGCCACCCCCUCCAGACAUGCCACGCUGCAAAUAA